AUGGCCAUACCAAUAAUAGGCAAGGUGGUGAUGGUAGCUCUCGUUCUCUGGGUGGUGGGUGGUAUGACAGCUGUGAUUAUACUCGUAAUAAACGACGAUACCACUGAUAGUACCACUACCCCAAAUCCCAUUACCGUCCCUCAAACCACCAGUGAUUAUGGGCCAGAUUACUUCCAAGUGGGAGUUGGUAUAGCAGACAUGACAGGACCAUGUGUGGAAAUUAAUUUUAUGGGCUACGCCGAUCUAGGCCAGGCGGGAGCUGGCUUACACACUCGGCAGUUCUCUCGCGCGUUUAUAUUCGUAAAGGGAAAUACUAGAGUUGUGUUAGUGACUGCUGAAGUAAUAUCUAUCGGCAUCGCAGUUCGGCGUGAGGUAGUGAAAAAACUUCAACAUUUAUAUGGAGACAUGUACAGUCUUCAAAAUGUGAUAAUCACAGGAACGCACACACACAGCGCACCAGGCGGCCAUCUUGUUGACUUCAUUCUAGAUAUUUCCAUUCUAGGCUUUUCUACAGAGACCUACAAUGCCUAUGUGGAAGGUAUAACUAGGAGCAUCAUCCGCGCGCACGAGAACAUGUCACCAGCGCGGCUGUACACAGCAAGUACGCGUGUGUGGCACGCACACAUGAACAGAUCGCCCUAUUCGUAUAUGUAUAACCCGGAAGAAGAAAGGAGUAGAUAUGACACAAACACAGACAACGAAUUAACCCAAGUCCGCAUAGUCAAACCUGAUGGUAGCCUCCAUGGGGUGCUGAACUGGUUCGCGGUACACACCACCAGCAUGAACAUGACCAAUAAAUUGGUCUCUUCUGAUAACCUUGGGUACGCCGCUAUGAGGCUGGAGACGGAAUUGAACCCGGGACGGCCAGUUGGCAAGCCAGCCAUAGUGGCCGGUUUCUUGUCAGCGAGUCUUGGCGACGUGUCGCCCAACACGCGCGGCGCUCGCUGCGAGUUCAGCGGCAGAGAGUGCGACAACCAGUUCCUGCUCUGUGAGGCCAGGGAGCUUUGCUUCUCCAUGGGCCCUGGGGAGGACAUGUUCCAGAGCACCGAGAUCAUUGGGACCAGGGUGUUCCAGGCCGCUCUGGAAGUACUAAACUCUGAAGCGGAAGAGUUAGUGGGGGAGCUGGCCGUAGUGCAUCAGUUUGUUGAAAUGUCUGAAGAAACUGUGCCCAAGUAUGAUCCUGUCUCACGCACUUUUAACGCGAGUAACCCUGUAAAAGGCUGUGUGCCUAGCUUGGGAUACAGUUUCGCGUCAGGCACAAUAGAUGGCGCUAACUUACUUAAUAUCACGCAGGGCACAGUAAACAACAAUCCACUACUAGACCUCAUAACUGACAUAGUAGCAAGACCCACUGCGGAAGACAUCGAGUGCCACGCCCCCAAACCUAUACUACUUGCUACUGGGAGGGCUAACUUCCCACUCCCUUGGCACCCUCACAGAGUGUCCAUAUCCCUUAUAUGGCUAGGGAACCUUGCUAUCGCGGGAAUUCCCGGGGAGCCCAGUACUAUGGCGGGGAGGAGGGUGAAGGAUGUGAUAGGAUCUGUGAUGGAGGACAGGGGAUUCGAGAGGAGGGUGGUCGUGUCCGCGCUGGCUAAUGAAUACAUACAUUAUGUGACCACUUUUGAGGAGUAUCAGGUACAAAGGUACGAGGCAGCGUCAGUAAUAUACGGCCCCCACACUCUGGACAUAUUCCUCAACAAGUUUAGAGAGUUCACCGCUGUUGCUAUUGAGGGUGGACACUUGCCCCCGGGGCCAGAACCUAUCGAUUUCCGGAACAACACGAUAUCGCUGAUCGGGCCCGUGAUCAUGGACACUGCCCCAUUUGGGACGAACUUCGGAGACGUUCUCCAACAGCCCCCGGAUACAGUGGCUCCCGGGGACGUUGUUAGCGCUAGUUUUGUCGCAGCAAACCCCCGGAACGACUUGCUCCAAGAGUCGAGUCACGCGGCAGUUGAGCGACUUGAGCUGGGCCACUGGGUCACCGUGGCUUCCGACGCCGACUGGACUACUAAAUUUAAAUGGAAACGCGAGUCAACUAUACUAGGCACCAGUACGGCAUCAUUCGAAUGGAACAUCCCGCUCAGUUCCAUUCCCUCCAACCUCCCGCACAGGAUCGUGUAUAGAGGAACGGCCAGGAGGGUGACGGGCGUAAUGAGGAGCUUCCAAGGAGCCACUGGGAACUUCACUAUUGGAUAUAGAAUAAACGUUUAG
Zerene cesonia (dogface butterfly) is the source of this 2211-nucleotide messenger RNA. RefSeq names its product neutral ceramidase-like. The record is from RefSeq and is a predicted model, not a curated record. Bases 1 to 2211 code for a protein of 736 amino acids. Gene Ontology annotation, cellular component: extracellular region. Gene Ontology annotation, molecular function: N-acylsphingosine amidohydrolase activity. Lineage: Eukaryota; Metazoa; Arthropoda; Insecta; Lepidoptera; Pieridae. Gene Ontology annotation, biological process: long-chain fatty acid biosynthetic process; sphingosine biosynthetic process; ceramide catabolic process. The transcript has 14 exons.